Messenger RNA from Vigna angularis (adzuki bean), 1889 nucleotides. RefSeq names its product beta-hexosaminidase 1. NCBI's taxonomy places the organism in Eukaryota, Viridiplantae, Streptophyta, Magnoliopsida, Fabales, Fabaceae. The record is from RefSeq and is a predicted model, not a curated record. Gene Ontology annotation, molecular function: beta-N-acetylhexosaminidase activity. The coding region runs from base 86 to 1759 and encodes 557 amino acids. The transcript is spliced from 15 exons. Gene Ontology annotation, biological process: carbohydrate metabolic process; glycosaminoglycan metabolic process. Gene Ontology annotation, cellular component: membrane.
ACUCUUGUUUAUCGACCGAUGUCAAACAUAGAUUCUCCAAAUAAAUAGAAAUUCCUCUUUCUCAAUCACUCAGCUUCACUUCACCAUGUUUGUUUCUUCUUCUUCUUCUUCUCCUCUUCUCAUUCUUUUCUUCAUUUCCUUCGCUGUUUCAGUCAGCUCAGUUUCUGUACGGCGAGGGACCCCACUUGACAUUACUUCGGAGCAAUCCGAUGAAACCCCCACUUACCUAUGGCCACUUCCGGCAGAGUACACUUCCGGCAACGAGGCUCUUGAUGUUGAUCCUGCACUCAAGCUCACCGUCGCCGGAAACGGUGGCGGCUCCGUCGUUCUGAGAGCGGGGUUUGAUCGGUACAGAGGGAUCGUAUUCAAGCACACUGGAUUGGGAUUGGGGUUUAGUUUUAUAAGAAAGCUGAGGGAGCGGUUGGUGUCGUCUGUUUCGGCAUACGAUGUUGACACAUUGAACAUCACUGUCCAUUCAGAAAACGAGGAGCUUCAAUUUGGAGUGGAUGAAAGCUAUACCCUGCUGGUUCCCAAAGCCAAGGACUCUUCCCAAGUUACAAUUGAGGCAAAUACUGUUUAUGGUGCAUUGCGGGGAUUAGAGACAUUCAGCCAGUUGUGUUCUUUCGAUUAUACAACUAAAAAAGUAAAAAUAUACAAGGCACCUUGGUCCAUCCAAGAUAAACCUAGAUUUGCAUAUCGUGGGCUUUUGUUGGAUACAUCAAGGCACUAUUUACCAAUUAUUGUAAUUAAGCAGAUUAUUGAAUCUAUGUCCUAUGCUAAACUUAAUGUUCUACAUUGGCACAUCAUAGAUGAGGAGUCAUUUCCGCUGGAGGUACCUACAUAUCCAGACUUGUGGAAAGGUUCAUAUACUCGGUGGGAACGUUACACAGUUGAAGAUGCAUAUGAAAUUGUCAACUUCGCCAAAAUGAGAGGUAUAAAUGUGAUGGCGGAAGUGGAUGUCCCUGGUCAUGCAGAAUCAUGGGGUGCAGGAUAUCCUGAUCUUUGGCCAUCACCUAGCUGUAGGGAGCCACUUGAUGUUUCAAAGAACUUUACUUUUGAUGUCAUUUCUGGUAUUCUGACAGAUAUUAGAACGAUUUUCCCAUUUGAGCUAUUUCACUUGGGUGGUGAUGAAGUUAAUACUGAUUGCUGGCGUAGUACCCCUCAUAUAAAAGAAUGGCUUCAGAAUCACAACAUGACCGCUAGAGAUGCCUAUCAAUAUUUUGUACUGAAGGCUCAAGAGAUUGCCGUUUCAAAAAAUUGGAGUCCAGUGAAUUGGGAGGAAACCUUCAAUACGUUUCCAUCAAAGCUCCAUCCAAAAACCAUUGUGCACAACUGGUUGGGCCCUGGUGUUUGUCCAAAGGUUGUUGCAAAAGGUUUCAGGUGCAUUUACAGUAACCAGGGUGUCUGGUAUCUUGACCAUCUGGAUGUACCUUGGGAUGAGGUCUAUACUGCUGAGCCACUAGAAGGAAUACAAAAAGCUUCUGAACAAGAGCUUGUAAUUGGAGGAGAAGUUUGCAUGUGGGCUGAGACAGUCGAUACAUCCGAUGUUCAGCAAACAAUAUGGCCUCGAGCUGCUGCAGCUGCAGAACGCUUAUGGAGUCAGAGAGAUUCUUCCUCAAAAAAUGUUACCAUAACUGCAUUGCCUCGGUUGCAAAACUUCAGAUGUCUGUUGAAUAAACGAGGGGUUCCAGCUGCUCCUGUGAAGAAUUUUUAUGCUAGAAGGGCACCUGUGGGUCCAGGGUCAUGUUAUGAGCAAUAAUCCAUAUAAUGAUCCUUCUGUCGUGUGUAAUCUGGUUGUUGAUGCCAGAACUCUAAUCUUCCGCCAACCCAUAUUGCAAUGUAAUUUACUGUUGAAUUAAAUAAAUCAUGUCCAGUUUACAUUUUUUUAA